Molecule: messenger RNA, 582 nt
Organism: Charadrius vociferus (killdeer)
Lineage: Eukaryota; Metazoa; Chordata; Aves; Charadriiformes; Charadriidae
Gene: CAMP
Product: cathelicidin antimicrobial peptide
Exons: 5
Coding region: 1-582 (193 amino acids)
Biological process (GO): innate immune response; antimicrobial humoral immune response mediated by antimicrobial peptide; defense response to Gram-positive bacterium
Cellular component (GO): extracellular region
Molecular function (GO): lipopolysaccharide binding
Source: RefSeq, a predicted model, not a curated record
AUGUUUAAGAGGCGGCUGGAGAAGAGCGGGGCCAGGAUCUUUCAGGAAGGGCGAGACGUACGUGUUGAAUUUGUCGGCUGUGCCGUCCCUGGGGAGGGAGAGGGACGACUGCCCGAGCGGCGCCUCUUCGGGCAGCGCAGGCAGAGAAAUCCCGUGCGGGGAUGCAGGAAUGAGCAUCUCCGCGAAGGGAGCCCCGAGGGCGUCGAGCUGAACGCGCUGCGGGCGCUCAACUUCACCAUGAUGGAGACGGAGUGCAGCCCGAGCGGCCGAGUGAACCCCGACGACUGCGACUUCAAGGAGAACGGGGUCAUCAAGGAGUGCUCGGGGCCGGUGGAGUUCCACCAGAGCUCCCCGGAGAUCGACCUGCGCUGCAACGACGCCUCCUCCAACCCGGUUCUCAUCCAGCGGGGCCGGUUCGGGCGCUUCCUGAGCAGGAUCCGGCGUAUUCGGCCCAGGAUCAGCUUCAACAUCCGGGGCACCGUCCGCCUGGGGUCCUGGGGGAAUCUCUGGUCCCCAAAGUGCUUCGGGGCGCAGUGGGGGACCCAGUCCCGGGGGUACCGCACGAGGCCGGUGACGGGAUGA